AUUUACAUAAAAAACGACAAUAUUAAAACGACUUAACUGAGACUAAACAAUGGGCUGUUUUUGUAUUUUGUUUUGUUUUUCACUAAAGUACAGGCUAUGUCUAAUCAUUUACAUUUACAGUUUAAAAAAGUGACUUACAAUAGACGAACAUUGCUAGUAAUUUGUCACAGAACCAAACAAUAUUUGUAUCUAUUUGUUUUAUUUUAUUUUUAAUUACUUAUCAUUUAUUUACCUUUAAAAGGCGACGAACAUUAGUCAAACAAUAUCUGUUUUUUUUAUAUGUUUCCUUUUAUUUUUAAUUCAGAAUAUUUCGAAUGCAGGCUACCUGCAUUAAGGGAACAAUAUUAUUCAUCUAUUGCAAAUGUGUUUUAUUUCCUUUUUUUGUUUGUUUCGGAAAGACCACAGAAAACACGAAGCGAAUCGUCACAGAACAAACAUGCAUGCACGCAUCCUCGUUGUUGCAAUGGGGCUGUCACUUCACCCUCAUUGGGUUAUCAUUAAAGAAUGCGUGCUUUUUACACCUCUCCGUGUAUUUCCAUUUCAAUGGAUAAAGUGUGUCAGCGUCACCAUUCACAUGUUAAUGGUUUUAAGGCCACUUCUGUAGCCGCACGUAGGCGGCUUACAUCACGUGACCCCCGUUCCUUUUCUCAGCGUUGUCCGUAACGACUAACUCACACCGCUCGCGAUGAUUAAAUAACUGUUAAUAAUCCCACAGCCAUUUCACUCGCGCCGUUCCCAAUCACACCAAAUCACGAUUUCCAAAAUAACGCUCUAAAAAGCGUCUCCGUUAGCGCGCGACCGAGCGGGAGAGUCGCGUUUCUGAGCCGCCGGUCGCCCCCUAAAGGAAGGCGAGGCGCGAGUCACGGGAAACGCGCGUCGUCCUGCCCCUCGGACGCUGAGCUCGAACGCGCUGAAUGGGGUUUUCGCGUGAAUGUCCGCCCACCGAAGCGCGACACACAUUCUGCACGUUCCACAUGCGCCGCAGGUGCGCUGGGCUCCGAUCCCGUCGCGCUCGUGGACUCUCUCGCGCGGAGCGAUUAUAAAGCCCACCUAUAGUCCGCCGCGCGCGACAUUCCCGAUCCGUCUCUUGGCGUCAGGCACCGGGGUCGUAAAACUUCUUUUGAAUGCAAGGAGCCGAGGACAAAAUGCCGUUUCUUCAGCACGCGCUGGACUCGCAGCUGGAGAGUUUGGCUUCGGAGCAGGUGGUCCCGGCUCUGCUGGACCGGGGCUUCUUUUACGUGGACCAUUUUCUGGGGGACAUCGCCGGCCACAUGGUUCUGGGUCAGGUCAAACGCAUGCAUUACUGCGGGCUUCUCAACGACGGGCAGCUGGCCAGACGAAGCAACGGAGUUUGCAGGAGAAGCAUCAGGGGAGAUAAAAUAACGUGGGUUAACGGGACCGAGAGGGGCACGGAGGCCGUCAAUUUCUUAUUAACACUCAUAGACAAACUCAUUUCUCUGUGUGUGGGACAUCUGGGCAAAAGCAUUCGCGCGAGGUCAAAGGCGAUGGUGGCUUGCUAUCCAGGAAACGGAGCAGGAUACGUGAAGCAUGUAGAUAACCCUAAUGCGGACGGCCGCUGUGUCACCUGUAUUUACUACCUGAAUAAAAACUGGAACGCAAAGGAGCAUGGCGGAUUGCUAAGGAUCUUUCCUGAAGGGAAAUCUUACGUAGCUGACAUCGAGCCUUUGUUCGAUCGACUCCUGCUUUUCUGGUCGGAUCGUAGAAACCCUCACGAAGUUCAACCGUCGUACGCUACGAGGUAUGCAAUCACCGUGUGGUACUUUGAUUCAGAGGAAAGGGCUGAAGCAAAAAGAAAAUUCAGAGAUUUGACAGCCAACUCGCAGAAAGGUUCGUCAUCGUAACAGAAAUGCACUGGCCUGUCUCUUUGGAGAGGAUUUCUUUUGUCUGCUGUCUUAUUUCUUUGCUUUUUUUUUAUUCCCUAUUUUUACAUGGCUUGUUGCACUAAAGGUACCUCUCAACCCCACUUUAUAUUUGUGAUUUACCACGUUUGAAACCGAUCCUUGAAAUAAGUGAAGAGUCCUUUGAAUAACCCGCUGCUAACGUAAAGACAAUUUUGUGAAAAACAAAAAAUGUGAAAAUCUUAAGACUGAUUAAUGCAUUAUUAGAUGUUUAUAGUAAUUAGAUUCUUCUUUUUGAAAACUUUUCUGAGAUGUAUUGUUUAGAUAUAUAAGAUAAAAUUAAUACGGAAUAGAUAGAGAGAGAAAUAUAUUUAUAUAUAUAUAUAUAUAUACACACUAGUGAUUGUUUAAGAAAUACAUAAUUAAGCGUUUUAAAUAUCUUCUUUUGAUGCUUGUGCUGUUUUGUUACAUGCUAUUAUUUGCUGUUUUGUAUGUUUUGGCACAUAUUUGAAUGUUAUUUGCGCAAUUUGUGAACACUUCAGUAAAAAAAGGAAAUUUGAAGUCGCGUGUAUAUAUAUUUAGACGCUUUAUUAUUUUUGAAUGACAGUUUAAUGUCGAAUGAGACUCUUUUAAAUAGAGAUGUUUGUAAAAGUCAUUCUGUACUGUGUUCACAAACGUUUAAAAGGCACUUGAUCGGAUGAUAUUGCUUUCUUCGUUCGGUCCCAGUGUGUUAGUUUAAUGAGAGAAUUGAAUCAGCUUGCAUGCAGGUCAGCAAUGCUGCUCUACCACACCCUCGGAUCAAUAAUAUUUGACAGCUUUUCAUAAAAUUUUGAGCUUUGUAUAAAUGUUUCUUUUACAAAAGUUGUUCUGGAAAAUAAAUGUCGAAAUGUGUGAACAUGUACUGUACACUAAUUGAGAUUUACAACAAUUUGAAAUGGUCAAACAAUGUGUUGAAAUGUUUUCAAUUGUCUGUUAUUUUCGGUAAUAAAGUUUUUUUCCCCUUUGGCCAUGAUUUA
Molecule: messenger RNA, 2875 nt
Organism: Puntigrus tetrazona (Sumatra barb)
Lineage: Eukaryota; Metazoa; Chordata; Actinopteri; Cypriniformes; Cyprinidae
Gene: egln3
Product: egl-9 family hypoxia-inducible factor 3
Exons: 5
Coding region: 1125-1862 (245 amino acids)
Biological process (GO): cellular response to hypoxia; peptidyl-proline hydroxylation to 4-hydroxy-L-proline
Cellular component (GO): cytoplasm; nucleus
Molecular function (GO): ferrous iron binding; peptidyl-proline 4-dioxygenase activity; L-ascorbic acid binding
Source: RefSeq, a predicted model, not a curated record